Molecule: messenger RNA, 717 nt
Organism: Trichoplax adhaerens
Lineage: Eukaryota; Metazoa; Placozoa; Uniplacotomia; Trichoplacea; Trichoplacidae
Exons: 7
Coding region: 1-717 (238 amino acids)
Cellular component (GO): cytoplasm
Molecular function (GO): ATP binding; kinase activity
Source: RefSeq, a predicted model, not a curated record
AUGGAUAUGAAAAGACCAUUUAUCAUUGGUAUAGCAGGAGGAACAGCGUCUGGCAAGACGUCAGUAUGCAAGAAAGUAAUUGAAGAACUAGAUCUGGCCGAGAAUAGUUCAAAUCGUAAUGCAGUAGUGGCUGUUUCCCAGGAUUCAUUUUAUAAAGAUUUAUCUCCACAUGAGAAAGACUUGGCUAAAGUAGGCGAAUAUAACUUCGAUCAUCCGGAUGCUUUUGAUGAGGAUUUGAUGAAAGAAACUAUGCUGAAAAUUGCUAGUGGUAAACCUGUCAAUUUACCUAUUUACGAUAGAAUUAAUUUUAAACGAGAACGGGAAGUUAUUCAUAUCGAACCGGCUGAUGUGGUUAUUUUCGAGGGGAUCCUAGUCCUUUACGAUAAAGAUCUUAGAAAUAUUAUGCACAUGAAGGUCUUCGUUGAUACUGAUAGCGAUACGAGACUAUCCAGGCGAGUUUUGAGAGACACUAAGGAGAAAGGUCGCGAUUUAGGCAUUGUUUUAUCUCACUAUACGAAAUACGUCAAGCCUGCUUUUGAAGAAUUUACUUUACCCACCAAGAAGCAUGCAGAUGUUAUUCUUCCUCGUGGUGCAGAUAAUAAAGUUGGAAUUAACCUAAUUAUACAGCAUAUCAAAGAUAUCAUCAUUUCUGAUAAUCAACUUACAUCAACUCGUCGUCGAAGACAAAAAUCGGAAUCCGGUGUCCGGCCGCAUUAA